This is a messenger RNA of Hymenoscyphus albidus, 817 nucleotides long. NCBI's taxonomy places the organism in Eukaryota, Fungi, Ascomycota, Leotiomycetes, Helotiales, Helotiaceae. The record is from the annotation of a GenBank genome assembly.
CAAACGUCAAAGGCCGCGCCACGUGACAGGAUCCAAAAGGUGGAAUUUCUCGGGAUGAACUUCUUCGUCACAACCCGACCUGACAGCUCCGCAUAUCUCCCAAUCACGUACAACGACCCUCGUAGCUGCGAUUCGUUGCCAAUUGGCCUUGCCUAACCAAAAAAUCCUCACCGAAUACCUUCUCUCUUUACAAAAAUACGAUAAUGGCUUCUACUGGAAUAAACGUCAGUUGAACACUUUUGCGCAACCCCCCUCCGUGGGUUCUCAAUUCUUCUGGGGCUUCUUCUGUUCCCAGUUGUGCGCAUGUCUUCGAACCUUAGCUGAUUGUCAUAUUCAGAUCCUGAGGUGGUCAUCUCUAGGUGCCGGCGUCUUCUAUGGAGUUUACCACCAAGCCUCUCUGUCUACAGCUGCGAAAUUGGCCGCGAUCGAUAGAGAAUACAAGCACAAACAGAAGUUGAUCGACCAAGCAAAGGCGGAAUAUACCAAGAAGAACCUGCCUGCGGGUGCUAAGACGGGAGAAGGAGAUAGUACGUUUUUUUUUUCCCCCUGGAAAUACAACAGUUGGGCGGUUAUUUGGGCGGCUUGCACAAAUGCUAGUUAUAUGUAUUGCAACGUAUGCUGACUAUUUCGAAACAGUCAUAAGAGAUCCUGAGGACUCGCGGUUCGAUUUGGAGGCACUUCUGAACGCUGUUGCGGCAGAAACAAAGUAGGAGUUGUGAGAAGGAGCGUGUAUGAUUGUAAUGAUGGGAGGAAAUAGAAAAAAAUGACCAAGAGGAGCCACAAGUUGGGUUUCUGGUUGGCAUAUGGCAUGUUCACG